This is a messenger RNA of Neurospora tetraspora, 2112 nucleotides long. RefSeq names its product HET-domain-containing protein. The transcript has 3 exons. NCBI's taxonomy places the organism in Eukaryota, Fungi, Ascomycota, Sordariomycetes, Sordariales, Sordariaceae. The coding region runs from base 205 to 2112 and encodes 635 amino acids. The record is from RefSeq and is a predicted model, not a curated record.
CAGCCUUUGCUUUGCUGCAUCAUCUUGUGGGAAACUCAGUCCGUGCGGUAAGUUGGACCAUUCCUUCUUGGCUGAUUGAAUCUGCUAGGCUCCCUAUGAUUAGACCAGUCAGUCUCUGACAUAGUAUACCAUGCCCACCAUAGGAAGCAAUCGGGGAGCCACUUCGUCCGAUCAAAGUUCUUGUUCCAGCAUCGAGAACCGAAAAUGGACAUUUCUGAAUGCCCGUCUUUUCAAGCGAAGGUGGAUCGCCCAGGCAGCAAGCUUUGCAAGAUAUGUUCGUCAAUCCCGGCGUCGUUCUGGUCCGGUAAAUCCAAGAACAUACACCUCAAGCUUCAGCCGUUGGAGUCGAUGCGAUUUGAAGCAGAAAGAGGAUGCCAGCUAUGCGGUAUUCUGCAAUUGGGCCCCAGUCGAGAUGCGGAUCGUCAAUCAGGGGAUCUUGAGGUCCUUAAGAUGAGACGACCUCCUUAUUAUGACCCGUUUGGAGUGACAAAGGCCCGCUCCGUACUUACAUUUAUUGGGGAUACCCGACACGUGAUUUCACCCACAGUCGACCUCUAUCCGCUGCAUUUCGGAUUCUCCCUGGUCCCAUAUCCUUGGUCCAGGUUGAAGCCUGCCAAAAUGGGGGAACAUGUGGAAAAUCUUCCACUCAUAGAGGUCUGGCUGGAAAAUUGUCGAGACAACCAUGCUCAAUGCUCUACAUUUUCCGAUAGCGAAGACAUCCGUCUAGUGAAUGCAGGCGAACUCGAUUUUGACGGACCACCGCCAAAAUAUGUUACACUGAGUCACUGCUGGGGACCACCUUCAAAGCACUCGAUCACUACGACAAAGGCAACUUUAAGCGAACGUAUGACGCGAAUUCCUUUCAAAACGCUUUCCCAGACGUUCCAAGACUCUAUCAAGAUAUCUCGCUCCCUAAAGCAGAGAUUUCUGUGGAUAGAUUCCCUUUGUAUCAUUCAGGACGAUGAGGAUGACUGGGCAAGUGAAGCCGCCUUGAUGGCUCUGGUUUACGGCCAUAGUUACUUCACACUCGCUGCUCUCAGCUCAAGGGAUAGCACUGAAGGUUGCAAGAUGGUUGCCGAUAUCCAGAGUUCUUACUCUAACCGCUUUGUUGAUAUUGACUUCUACGACUAUGGACCCGGCCAAAACAAAACGAGGUUUCCUCAUCAGCGAGUUCGGAUAUUUGAAACUCCUGUCAGGAUUGAUGAGAUACACGAGUCUGUCGAUGACGGGCCCCUUAACGACCGCGCCUGGACCUUACAAGAGAGGGAGCUGUCGAGAAGAGUGAUCUCAUUCUCCAAGAAAGGGCCGCUUUGGGAGUGUACCGAACUCCGUGCAACUUCCCAACGGCCAUGGGUACAUAACGAAAGAUUCCAGGGUGCCACGAACGGACUGUUCAAGAGCAAAGCAUCCUGGCAGGAUAUCGUUGAGAAUUAUUCUGCACGGUCAUUGUCAAAACAAAGCGACAAGUUAGUUGCGCUGUCCGGGUUAGCGCACGCUGCGCAGGAGUCCUAUCAAGGCGCCACAUAUGUUGGCGGGAUGUGGAGCACGUCUCUCCCUAGAGCCCUCCGUUGGAUGAUUGUGCCGCAACGGUCAAAACCUGAGCCCGCGUAUCAAACUGCGACUGAGCCUGCCUAUAUAGAGCCGAGCUGGUCCUGGGCAUCAGUGGGAUCACCGGUAAUAUUCGGUACGUGUUCUCCAGGGCUUGCUAGACACGAUCUCAAAGUUGAGGAGAUGGUGGGAAUCCCAAAAUAUCAGGACCCAUAUGGUGCGCUUCAAUGUGGAGCCCUUGUUCUUAGCGGUGCUCUACUGGUUGACAUUGAUGUUGGCGAUCCGAUUACAGGCUCGCAUGCACUCACAGAUGAUCGAAGGAUGAUGAAGGAUGGCGUUUCAGUCGGGGAUGUCAGCCUCGAUGCACCCGCUUUUUCUCACUUACUUCGCCAGUGGAAAGUCUGUUUUCUACUGAUUGACAUUUAUUCCGAUUUUCACGGUCUUAUUCUCAGAGAGGGAGUGAACCCCGACGAUGGCUAUACUCGACUGGGAGUUGGAACGAUAUACAAGCGGUUCAAGGACAUACUCUCUCAUUGCAAGCCACGCACCAUCAAACUAGUAUAA